UGUGUCUUUAAUAGGUCACUGAUUAUAUUACAAGCUUACAUAGUGUGAAAACAUCACUUACAACACGCAUCCUUCCACCAGCCAAACAAAGUCUCACUGGUUUUUGUUGAUGCUUCCGAAGCGCUGUUGUUUGGUACCAUUUUAAUAUUUCAAAACAUGGCCACGAAAUCUUGGACAUCGGGUACACAGUGUGUUGCCAAAAAGGAGCAUUGCGAACCUAAAUCUGGUGAAAUACCAUAUCACAAAGCUGAUGUUCUAACAAUUGUGGGACCCGGAACGAGGAAAGGGGAGUACAGAGCGAGACAUAACGCGACCGGAGAAGAAGGACUGGUCUUGGGUUCGAACCUCAGAGAGAGGGAGGCCCUACGUAUUGACCCAAAACUCAGUUUAAUGCCCUGGUUUCAUGGAAAGAUAUCUGGACAACAGGCCAUUGGCAAACUCAGGCCCAUGGAAGACGGUCUAUUCCUGGUUCGAGAGUCUAUUCGGCAUCCUGGUGAUUUUGUAUUGUGUGUUUGCUUCAAACAGAACGUCAUUCAUUACCGAGUCAUCUUCCAAGACAGCAAACUGACCAUCGACAACAAAGAAUUCUUUUACAACCUCAUCGACAUGAUCGAGUUUUACAGCAAAAAUAAAAGUGCCAUCGCUACAAUUCUACAAAAACCCAAAAUGAAAGAGGGGACAAAAUCUGCAGAGACAAAACUAUUGAAAACCGGCUGGUUACUGGACCUCACAAAGUUGACUUUGGGAGAGGCCAUUGGAGAGGGGGAGUUUGGUGCUGUAUUUGAGGGCGAGUAUGCAGGCCAGAGGGUCGCCGUUAAAAACAUUAAAUGUGAUGUUACUGCCCAAGCCUUCCUCGAAGAGACUUCUGUCAUGACAAAUCUCCAUCAUAAAAAUCUUGUUCAGUUAUUAGGGGUGAUUCUUCACAAUGGACUUUACAUCAUAACAGAACUCAUGACAAAGGGGAAUCUGGUGAAUUUUCUUCGCACACGUGGACGUUUUGCUGUGAGUUCGACUCAGCUGUUGCGCUUUGCACUAGAUGUUUGUGAAGGUAUGGAACACCUGGAAUCAAAAAAACUUCUCCACAGAGAUCUUGCAGGACGAAAUAUUCUCGUGUCUGAGGAUGCUGUCGCCAAAGUCAGUGAUUUUGGUCUGGCGAAGGUCAGCUCUAUGGCAACAGACAACUCAAAAUUACCCAUCAAGUGGACGGCACCUGAAGCUUUAAAGAACAAGAAAUUCUCCACUCACUCAGACGUUUGGAGUUUUGGAGUUCUUCUGUGGGAAAUCUUUUCAUAUGGCAGACAGCCGUACCCCAAGAUGUCGGUGAGUGAAGUGAGGGAGCGUGUUGGUCAGGGUUACCGUAUGGAGCCACCCGAUGAAUGUCCACCUGACAUCUACACCAUCAUGAGAUCCUGCUGGAACACAGAACCCAAGAAGAGACCGUCAUUCCACAAACUCAGAGACAAACUUGAGAAAGAGCACACGAAAUGAAACGUGAUGUACAGCGCUUAAUGUACAUGUGUAAAUGACUGCGGUGCAAGUUCAUCAGCAAGUUCACCCUUCUCAGAUGACAAAGUUCACGUUGAAUUUCAUGUCUUCAUGCACAUAAUGUAGUUUUAUUUAAUUUUCAUCACACUGUAUAUUGAUGUAGGUUUAUUUACUUUGUUUCUUUAAUUGUUGAAAAAAGAGAAAUAUCACAAAAGUGGUGGUGGUAGUGGACUAAAGCAUAUAACUGGUAAUCAGAAGGUUGUUGGUUCAAUCCCUACAGCCACCUCCAUUGUGUCCUUGAGCAAGGCACUUAACUCCAGAUUGCUCCAGGGGGAUUGUCCCUGUAAUAAGUGCACUGUAAGUCGCUUUGGAUAAAAGUGUCUGCCAAAUGCAUAAAUGUAAAUGUAAAACAUGUCCAGCUCACAUUUCACCACAAAAUAAUAUCAUAAUGAAAAACAGCAUUUUUCAUAAAGAGAAUUAAAGGGAUAGUUCACCCACAAAUGAAAAACCUGUCAUCAAAUUGUGCUUAAUUGUAGUUAAAAUAAUGAUACAAUGCAAAAUAAAUAAAUAAAGAUUAAUGAACCUAAAAUAGGCUUCAUUUUCUUUAUGUGCUUUGAUUUUGGGGUGAAAUGUGACCCGGACAUGUUCUUGACAGGUUUCAUGAGAUAUAAUAUAUAUAUAGAGUUAGUUAUACAUAAAUGAGAUCAAUCGGGUGAAGAAGAGGUCAUAUAGCAGCUAAUGUAAACAGACUUUUUUAUUUAAUUGAAUAUUCCCUAGAUAUAUUUUGAAUAUUGCUCAUUCACUAGAAAAUUAUUAUGAUAAUUUUUUUUAAAUACUCGUACUUAGACAUUUGUAUUCUUUUUUAAUUAUGUUUUUAUUGCCAAGAAAACACUCAUGUUGUACAUGCUUAAAGUUUUACAGCGUUUGAAUAUACUUAUUUAUUGUAACAACA
Messenger RNA from Myxocyprinus asiaticus (Chinese sucker), 2437 nucleotides. RefSeq names its product megakaryocyte-associated tyrosine kinase (gene matk). Lineage: Eukaryota; Metazoa; Chordata; Actinopteri; Cypriniformes; Catostomidae. Gene Ontology annotation, biological process: protein phosphorylation. The record is from RefSeq and is a predicted model, not a curated record. The transcript is spliced from 13 exons. Gene Ontology annotation, molecular function: protein binding; protein tyrosine kinase activity; ATP binding. The coding region runs from base 157 to 1488 and encodes 443 amino acids.